This is a messenger RNA of Meyerozyma guilliermondii ATCC 6260, 1089 nucleotides long. It is a transcript of the gene FTH2, whose product is annotated as Fth2p. The transcript has a single exon. Gene Ontology annotation, biological process: iron ion transmembrane transport. Gene Ontology annotation, molecular function: ferrous iron transmembrane transporter activity. Bases 1 to 1089 code for a protein of 362 amino acids. Gene Ontology annotation, cellular component: fungal-type vacuole membrane; high-affinity iron permease complex; plasma membrane. The record is from RefSeq and is a predicted model, not a curated record. NCBI's taxonomy places the organism in Eukaryota, Fungi, Ascomycota, Pichiomycetes, Serinales, Debaryomycetaceae.
AUGAACUUUGAAGACUACUUCUCGGUUCAAAUCUUCUUUAUAAUCCUCCGAGAAACGUUGGAGACCGCUAUAGUGAUUUCGGUUCUUCUUUCGUUCAUCAAUCAAAGAAGCCAAGAAGCAAAUGACCGAGGAAAUUCUGCUAAUGAAGCUGCUCAUACUCGAGGAUUGCGGGUCCAGGUAUGGGCCGGGGCCUUAAUGGGAUUUGUUGUGUGUUUUGCCAUCGGAGUGGCAUUUGUGGUUGCAUUUUAUGUCAUUGGAGAGAACUACUGGCUGUAUGCUGAAAGACUCUGGGAGGGUAUUUUCUCGCUUCUUUCGAGUAUAAUAAUCACAGUGAUGGGUAUCGGAUUGCUACGUAUAAACCGCGUGAUGAAAGUUAAGUGGUUUGCUAAGUUGGGUGAUGCCUUUGAUCUGCAUUCGCACGGUAGAGGCCAUAAAAAGAAGUACUUUCUUGCAUUAUUACCAUUUAUAACCACACUCAGAGAAGGCUUGGAGGCCGUGGUAUUCGUGGGUGGAAUUGGUCUUUCGCUGCCAGUUUCUUCCAUCCCAUUUUCCAUUCUCAGUGGAAUCUGUGUGGGAUCCACAAUCGGUUACACUUUGUACAAAGGAGGCAACAAGCUUUCUCUCCAAUACUUCCUCAUCUUGCUGACCUGCUUUUUGUACAUAGUUCUGGCAGGGCUUAUGAGUAGAGGAGUAUGGUUUUUGGAACUCGAGCUGUAUGUGAGAAAAUGUGGAGGACUCGACGUUAGCGAAACAGGUAGUGGACCUGGAUCUUAUGAUCCUGCUACAAGCGUGUGGCAUGUCAAUUGCUGUAACGGACUCACAGAUGGCUGGUGGAUGGUUUUAAAUGCUCUUGUUGGCUGGACCAAUUCCGCAACUUAUGGCAGCGUAGGUGCUUAUUGUGCCUAUUGGAUAUUGGUCAUUUCAUGGCUUGAGAUCCGCUUGUACGAAGAGCAUCAUGGACUCUUACCCUUUGUUCCUGUGCGUUGGCAGUUGAAGCGUAUCAGAAAAAAAAUCAAAUUAUACGAAGCCCGGGCCAAACAUGGCGCUGCAAUAGAGGCUGAAACAGAGGCAGAAUUACUCAUGGAAUAA